This is a messenger RNA of Spinacia oleracea (spinach), 712 nucleotides long. Its product is annotated as casparian strip membrane protein 1-like. Lineage: Eukaryota; Viridiplantae; Streptophyta; Magnoliopsida; Caryophyllales; Amaranthaceae. The coding region runs from base 121 to 696 and encodes 191 amino acids. The record is from RefSeq and is a predicted model, not a curated record. The transcript has 3 exons.
AUUUACCAUCAUCAAGCAUCCAUUCUUCUACAACUUUCGAGUAAUUAAAAAGCCUAAGAAGUUCCACAUACUAACAAAUUACGCGUAAAAGCAAUCAAAUCAUCUUCAGAAAGAAGCAAAAUGUCAAAGGGAGGACUUGAAGCCGGUGUGGCCUCUAAGGGUGCUGGUGCUGGUGCUGGUGCUGGUGCUGGUGCAAGCCGACCACUUUCCAUCCUUGACUUCAUCUUUAGGGUUGUUGCUGGCCUUGCUACUCUAGCAAGCGCGAUUUCCAUGGGAACAACUAAUGAGACUCUCCCUUUUUUUACACAAUUUAUUCGGUUUAGAGCUGAAUAUGAUGAUCUCCCAACAUUCACGUUUUUCGUGGUGGCAAACGCGAUAAUAACAGGUUACUUGGUGCUUUCUCUUACACUCUCAAUCUUCCAUGUCAUUCGAAGUGGAGCUAAAGGAACCAGGAUUUUGUUGGUCAUUCUUGACACGGCUGCAUUGGGUCUAUUAACAUCAGCAGCAUCAGCAGCAACAGCAAUUGUAUACUUAGCACACAAAGGCAAUACCUCAGCCAACUGGUUCGCAAUCUGCCAGCAGUUUAACAGCUUCUGUGAGCGUAUUUCUGGUUCAUUGAUCGGCUCCUUUGUUGCAAUCGUUAUGUUCGUACUACUUAUAUUCUUGUCAUCGUUUGCUAUCUCCCGCCAUCACUGAUAGCUGUUAGAUCAAC